CAUUCUUUGACGCCUUUUUGGUUUUCCGCGCCCAAACCUCAGCUCAACUCAACUGAUAUCCCCGCCAUUUUGUACCGCGCUCCCUGUUUUUUUUAUUUCCUUCUCUUCUCUUUUUCAUUUUUAUAAAAUCAAAAACAAUUUUUCGCACUCAAAUUCGCAUUCACUUUAUUUUAUUUUUUACAUUUCAGUUGAUUCAAAUGACCAGCGACAGCAAAUCAAUUAGCUCGAGCAGUUCGGGUUCCCCCGGCAUUAAGGGCAGCACUGCAGUCAACGAGCCAUCGGGCAACAUUGUUCCUGCGUCUCAGUCGCAGUCGAGCGACUUUAUAUCUUUCCUCAAGGGCGUGCUCUCGUUCACCGGCGACUUAUCCUCACUGACCUGCCCGUCCUUCCUGCUCAACGGCAUCUCGCUACUCGAAUACGGCGCACUGGAGCGACUAUCCCCUGUUCUGGCAGAGAUUACAAAGGCCGCCGACUCUGAAGAGCGCAUGAAGCUUGUCGCGCGGUGGUUCGUUUCGACGCUCUACGGCAGCUUCAACAAGCGGGUUGCCGAGUCCAAUUCUGGCGAGAAAAAGCCCUUCAACCCCAUCCUCGGCGAGCAUUUUUUGCAUCAGUACGGCAAGACCAAGUUUAUCUGCGAGCAGGUGUCGCACCACCCGCCAGUCAGCGCUAUCUAUUUUGAGAACGCCAAGGCGGGCAUCUAUGGUAGCGGCCACUUUUCCCAAAAGUCAAAGUUCAAGAGCACAACCAUGAAAGUUGUCCAGGAGGGCCGGGUGACACUGCGCAUGAAGAACACCGAUGAGGUGUACAGCCUGUCGCUGCCCAACUUGAACAUUUGCUCGAUCCUGACUGGAAAGCCCUUCUUGGAGAUGAGCAGCAACACAUUUAUCCGCUCCAGCAAGGGGUACACGGCCGAGUUCCAGUGGCACACGAAGCCCUGGCUGUAUGGCGAGUACCACAAGUUUGAUGGCAAGAUAUACAAGGAUCUCGCGCCUACCUUUGUGCAGGAUGGGCCUGGGCAGGAGCAGCUCUAUGUGCUGAAGGGCAAGUGGGUGGGCGAAUCGCGCGCUGUUAAUGUGCGGACGCGCCAGGAGGAUGUCUUGUUUGAUCCCCUUGAUGAGCAGUCUGAGCUCGAGAGCCGCAAGGUGUGGCAUGCGGUCUCGGAUGCGCUGGCUAGAGGCGACUACGACACUGCAUCGAAGGAGAAGACUGCUAUCGAGGAGGCCCAGCGUGCGGUACGCAAGCAGCGUGCCGAUACCAACCAGAAGUGGGAGCCCAGACGCCGAUGUGAGCCUGCUGUUAGGGACAGCUACAAGUACUUGUACCCUGCAAAGGACAGUAUUGGAACCGGCAGCUGGGUGUACAAGAACUCCCCACACAUGGUUGGCAAGAGCGAGGUCGCCAGCGCCAGCGCCUCUGGCACUCAGACGCCUUCGGAUGCCUUCAGCACUGCCGCUGGCAGCGUUGUCUAUCCCCACACAUACACACCUGACUUUUUUUAACAGAGCUGCUGUAUUGCCACUUUCUCAUUCAUCAUGCAUCACUCGUGCUUCAUUGUAGUGUUUACUAAAUAUGCUAUGUUAUUAUC
Kickxella alabastrina is the source of this 1585-nucleotide messenger RNA. RefSeq lists its product as uncharacterized. Gene Ontology annotation, molecular function: oxysterol binding. The transcript is spliced from 6 exons. The coding region runs from base 198 to 1499 and encodes 433 amino acids. Gene Ontology annotation, biological process: endocytosis; piecemeal microautophagy of the nucleus; maintenance of cell polarity. Gene Ontology annotation, cellular component: intracellular membrane-bounded organelle; cytosol; membrane. Lineage: Eukaryota; Fungi; Kickxellomycota; Kickxellomycetes; Kickxellales; Kickxellaceae. The record is from RefSeq and is a predicted model, not a curated record.